Tinamus guttatus (white-throated tinamou) is the source of this 930-nucleotide messenger RNA. The record is from RefSeq and is a predicted model, not a curated record. NCBI's taxonomy places the organism in Eukaryota, Metazoa, Chordata, Aves, Tinamiformes, Tinamidae.
UCCUCCCCGCCGCCGCCACCGGCCGCUCAGGGGCCGCCGCUCUCCCCGCAGCACGAGCGCGAGCAGAUCAUGACGACCAACGUGUGGCUCACGCAGGAGUGGGAGGAUUAUCGCCUCACCUGGAGGCCCGAGGACUUCGACAACAUGAGGAAGGUGCGACUGCCCUCCAAGCACAUCUGGCUGCCCGACGUGGUGCUCUACAACAACGCCGACGGCAUGUACGAGGUGUCCUUCUACUCCAACGCGGUCAUCUCGUACGACGGCAGCAUCUUCUGGCUGCCACCGGCCAUCUACAAGAGCGCCUGCAAGAUCGAGGUGAAGCACUUCCCCUUCGACCAGCAGAACUGCACCAUGAAGUUCCGUUCCUGGACCUACGACCGCACCGAGAUCGACCUGGUGCUCAAGAGUGACGUGGCCAGUCUGGACGACUUCACGCCCAGCGGUGAGUGGGACAUCGUGGCGCUGCCGGGGCGGCGCAACGAGAACCCUGACGACUCCACCUACGUGGACAUCACGUAUGACUUCAUCAUCCGCCGCAAGCCGCUCUUCUACACCAUCAACCUCAUCAUCCCCUGCAUCCUCAUCACCUCCCUGGCCAUCCUCGUCUUCUACCUCCCGUCCGACUGCGGCGAGAAGAUGACGCUCUGCAUCUCCGUGCUGCUGGCCCUCACCGUCUUCCUGCUGCUCAUCUCCAAGAUCGUGCCGCCCACCUCGCUGGACGUGCCGCUCGUGGGCAAGUACCUCAUGUUCACCAUGGUGCUGGUGACCUUCUCCAUCGUGACGAGCGUGUGCGUCCUCAACGUGCACCACCGCUCGCCCACCACGCACACCAUGCCGCCCUGGGUGCGCACCCUCUUCCUGCGCAAGCUCCCGGCGCUGCUCUUCAUGAAGCAGCCGGAGGGAGAGAACGUAAAAGCAAGAGGCAACUGA